CUUACGCAGCUGUGAACAAAUGGCCUGGUCCAUCAUACGAAACCAUCGCAAUUUGAGUACCAACAGUCAUGAAGUGCGUCGGAAAAUCGAAGGAAUACAGGAGAAAUUCGCAGUCGACAAUAAUCUCGAGUAUGCUGAACAUCUGGGGCGCCUGUGUGAUGAGAUCAUACAACAUCCACUUUGUGUGGAACACUAUGAAGUUGAUGUACAUUGGUCUUUGCUUGAUUUUCUUCUGACGCUUGCCUGCAAUCCUACAGGUGCUUUGCGUCGCAAUAAGGAAAAAAUUGAUAUAUUAUUGCAGGAGCACAAUGAGAUAGCUCAAGCCGAAUGUUUGGAGAGCGAGAAUGACCAUUGGAAGAAAGUGCUGCAAGAAGACUUUAUACCACUUGAGCGUUUCAACAAAAGCUCUUCCGAUUUAAGCUCUUGGUCUGAUGAAUCAUCAGAAGAGUUGCUUGCUACUUGCACAGAAGCGGAAAUCGUAUCGCAAACUUCUCACGAACUUCCGGAAAAUCCGCGACCUCCCCGAGGAAUGGAAAACAUUAAACCUCCUCAAAAAUCGCUUCCCUACUACAAGUAUGAUGGCUCAUCAGCAGAGCAGCGACUACUAAGUACGGUGCAGCAUUCUUGGUGGGAGAAAGGUAUUAGAACAGUACAUCCUCAAAUCGAAAGCACAAACAAGGAAGCGAAUUUCGCUUUAGAAUAUCAUCGACAAUUAAAAUCUUCAACCAGCCAUCGCAUACGUGGGGAACCCGAAACAGCUACAGAAUAUAGUUUGAUGCGUGAAAUAUUUUGGAUGUUUCAAGUGCCGUUAACGUGCAAAUUUUUUUACGUAAAUGAAGAAAAGAUUACAAUUAGAAAAAAUGUGACCUUGACCAGUACAAGACCGGUUGCUAUUGGUUCAAUGCUGGAGGAACAGUUUUUGCCUUAUAUUCGCAUGAUGCAUGACCUACGCAACUUUAAUAAACUCAUAUAUUCCUCCGAUGAUUAUACACCGCCAAACACACUAGAACAUUAUGCGGCCAGUUUGGAACUGCUACUAGCACCAAUAUGGAAUGAGUUGCUUGCCUGCGAGAGAGAUCUACUGCUGCAACGGAAUUGCGAAAUCAACACUGUUAUUAGAUUUCAUCAUAAACUUCGUCCUACAUUUGCUAAACUUUCAUAUCUGCAUAACAUACACCAGCAAGCAGUACAGAAUAUACGCCAAUUACCGGCACAUAUUUCCAGCGUUCAUUUAUUGGCUGCUUUAAUACACAGCAACAGAAUUGCAACCACUGCAACUGAAGCUAAUCUAGCAAUGUCCCUAUUUCUUGCCUCAGUGAAAAUAUUUUUGAUUAUUGCAGACACCUGGUGGACAGAAGGUCGUUUAGAUGAUUGGCAUAAUGAGUUUAUUAUCGAACGGGUAAACGAACAGGGGCAAAGUAUACGAAUCCGAGAAUUCGUUAAGAAUAAGGAGAAAGCAUUUUUCGUGCCAACGCAGAUCUCCAAAAUGAUAACUGAAAAUAGUUUUUUCCAAAUGCUGCUGGAACAUUCACUUGAAGCUGGUUGUACACUUAAUCUUUUAUAUGAAAUCAAUCGUAUAGGUGAGUUGCGCAGCGCAUGUGAUGCAAUUGAAGGCAAAUUGUAUGCUGUAUUCAUCGAUGAUGUACUUAAAUAUGUACGCAUUUUACAAAAGCAAAUUAUUGAGGCUGUAAGGGAGGCCAAAGAAAAUAAUAGACUGGAAAUUGGAGGCGAUAGCACGCUUAGAAAUGAUAAUCACGAUGAAGUUGACAAGGCGUGUGAUGAUGGUGUAGGGGAUGUUCCAAAAGAGGUAGCAACGGAAGAGAGAAAGGCAGAUGUUUCAAAUAAUUCUCAUGUAGAUGAUGAAGUACUGCAAAAACUCACUACAAAUGAUGACUUCCUGCUGCUGGCAUUUACUAUGAAUAUGAAUUUGACUGAGCCCAACGAAAAAGUUGGCGAUCAAUGUGAUGCACGGGUAAAGUAUGCUGAGAAAAAUGAGGAACCCACUGCUUUAGAAAUCUUCGAGCAAUUUGAAGAUUCUAAGCAUAUACUACCGCUAGAAGAAGUGGUUUUAAAUGCUUUGAGUCGAAUACUCAAGACCCGUAUAGCAUUCGCAAACUCAUUCGUGAUGCGUUUGUAUAGUGAAGAAUUUGACAUUUUAAAACAUUUGCGGAAUAUACGUAAAAUAUAUUUGCUAGAAGCGAGUGAUAUUAUGCAUCAGUUCUACAAUAAGCUGUUCAAGCAGAUCGAGUCUGGCGAUGAAUGGGCUAAUGCCUUUUUACUUACUACCCAAUUGGAUGAUAUAAUUAGUACUAAAUUUUCUGAUAUGUCUUCACUAUUUCGUAUAGAGAUCAAUUCUGCGUUUCGUUGUCAAACCGUCAAGGUCUAUGAAGCUGUUGAUGAGUUAGCUUUGUCGUAUAAUUUAAGCACAGAAUUAGCACAUAUGAUCAAACAAGAAGAUUUAGAAGCUUAUAACAAAGUGUUUCGCUUCUUACUCAAAGUCAAAUGGGGUCUUGCGACUCUAGAAAACUUACCAUUUCCACGAUCGCACAAGCGUAAAAUGCCUUACGCGCCAUUCGAAAUGGUCGAUUUGCUUAUGCGUCGCUUAGAACAGCUACGCUUUUGGAUGUUAUUUGCUAUACAAAGCAUACAUUUUCAUUUAAUGACACAUGUGCUACAGUCAAUGGGUGAGCAGUUGGAUGAAAAGAUUGUAAAAUGUACAAAUCUUAAAGAAAUGGUUACUGUGCAUCGCUCGUAUAUGAAUACGGUAUGUGAGCAUUGUUUUCUAGCAGAGAAUUACAGUUCGUUGAAACUAGGCGUUGAGCAGCUCUUAAAUUUGGCAUACAUUUUACGCUUGGAGUGGAAUAGUUGUGUAAAAUAUAUUGAAUCAAACAGCAAUCCCUUGGCGAUAGUGGACCUCAACGACAGUACUGAUGAGGCCGAUUAUGUUACAAACUCGCAGAUCGAUGCCAUCGAGUUGACAUACAUACGCUGUCAUCAAUAUUUGGCAAAUAAAUUGAAUAAUGAGGUGUAUAUAAAGCACAAUGCAUUUUUGCUGGGGCUUAGUACCGCAUUCAAUACAAGUUUGCCAUAUUAAAAUGGAAUACAUUUUCAUUUUUAUGCAGUGUUUUAGUUGAAUCAUAAGUUAUUGUUGAAAUUUUCAAAACAUUAAUUAAUGGAG
Messenger RNA from Rhagoletis zephyria (snowberry fruit fly), 3178 nucleotides. RefSeq names its product gamma-tubulin complex component 5 (gene Grip128). The record is from RefSeq and is a predicted model, not a curated record. Gene Ontology annotation, cellular component: microtubule organizing center; spindle pole; gamma-tubulin complex. Lineage: Eukaryota; Metazoa; Arthropoda; Insecta; Diptera; Tephritidae. Gene Ontology annotation, biological process: cytoplasmic microtubule organization; meiotic cell cycle; spindle assembly. Gene Ontology annotation, molecular function: gamma-tubulin binding; microtubule minus-end binding.